AUGGUGCAUAGACAUAAUACGUAUCCUUCUCCGGAUUUGACUGAGGCGCAACGAGAAACGCUCAUCUCGAUUUGUGAUGCCCUUUUCCAAUCUCACUCUGGUGAAGAGGCGGAGAGGCUCAGAGCGAGUCUACCCACGGAUCAUCCAGAAUGGCAAGCAGCAGUAGUCGACGACUUUAUCGGUAAAUCAUACUCGGAACUUGAUGGAUCCAUUGAUCGUCUAGUGGAUCUACUCGGUUCAUCUCUCUCUUCAACCGUUAGGGCUGAACUCCUCACCGGAUUAAGUCUACUAUCCACUACCGCUGGGACCUUUCUAUUGACAGGGGGAUGUAUGAAGCCGUUCCCGAAAUUGACUGUCAAGGAGAGAGAGGCAAUCUUACGAUCUUGGUCAACAAGUCGAAUUACCAUGCGACGAAGCUUGAUGCGUGCUUUUGCAGCGUUGGGUUUGUUCUGCAUAUACGGUUAUAAUAAUGUUUUAACCGAUGCAGUUGGUUAUCCAUCUCCCAAUCGUCGAUUACUUUCCAAACCACUCACACAACCAUCAUACACGUAUACAUUUAUCUCCCCUCCAGCAGCAACUCCCCCUUCUAAGAUCCCUAUCAUCCAAACAGAGAUUCUCAUCAUCGGAUCCGGCGCCGGAGGGGGAGUUGUCGCUUCUCGAUUAGCUAAAUCGUACAAAACCCUGGUGGUAGAAAAGGGUGUGUAUGCUCCAACGGGAGAGAGAUCCCGAAGUCAGCAAGAAGGCUUCUCUGAGUUAUACCAAAAUGGUGGACUCAUGGCUAGUGAAUCAGGCUCAACUUGUUUUCUCGCCGGAAGCGUUUUCGGAGGUGGCACAACGGUUAACUGGAGUGGAAGUUUGAAAACUCAACAUUAUGUCAGAGAGGAAUGGGCCAAAAAGGGAUUAGAUUGGUUUUUGACUGACGGGUAUAGUGAUGCUCUCGAUGAGAUAUGCGAAAGAAUGGGUGUUUCUUCAGACCACAUAAAACAGAAUAAAUCCAACUCUAAACUUAUAGCUGGAUGCAAGAAGCUUGGGUAUCAUGUCGAUCCUAUACCUCAAAAUACAAGUGGCCAGGAACAUGCGUGCGGCUUCUGUUCAUUCGGGUGUCCAUAUGGAGAGAAACAGGGGACUGUCGAAACUUUCAUGAUGGACGCAGCGAAAUCUGGCGCAGAAUUCCUUUCUCGUGCUCAAGUCGAGCGACUUCUAUUUUGUUCUCCCGGUGCCGAUAUACCCAGCGUUAUCGACGACGACAAUCUUGAGUCCUACACUUACAGUACAACUCGAACUCGAUGUAUCGGUGCCGAAAUGACUUUGGACGAUGGAAGCAACGUCGUCGUACUUGCUAGUAAAUCAGUGAUUGUCAGUGGUGGAAGUAUCAAUUCACCUGCCAUCUUACUCAGAAGUGGAUUGAAGAAUCCUAACAUUGGAAAAAACCUUCAUUGUCAUCCUGUCACUUAUGUUUCCGCUAAAUUCGAAGAUAAAAUCAAUCCGUGGGACGGUGCGAUCAUGACUGCGGUCUCGAAUGUAUCUGAAAACAGACUUGGAGAUCACCAUGGAGCCAAAAUAGAGGUUUGCAUGUCAUUCCCUGCUGGUUUUGCAGUAGCACAGGAGAAUUGGUCAUCUAGUGCUCUUCAUAAGAGUAACAUGCUCGAAUAUAACCAAUCGAUGGUCCUGAUCGUUCUUACACGGGAUAGAGAUAGUGGUCAAGUAUUCAUUGAUGAGAAUGGACAUCCCAGAAUCCGGUAUGACAUAUCACCGUACGAUGGUCUCUCUUGUUUGGGAGGAGUCUUAGCUGCAGUUGAACUAUUAUUAGCGGCUGGUGCCAAGAAAAUAUCAACUACUCAAGCUGGUGUUCCAAGUUAUAUUGUCGAGGAAGGACAUAAAGGUCUCGUGGACCCAAAAUGGAGAUCUUGGAUAGCUCAAAUACAAGCUGCAGGUGUCAAAUCGGGAUGGGCCACUUUCGCCAGUGCUCAUCAAAUGGGAACGUGCGCAAUGGGUAAAUCUGCAUCGGAUAGUGUGGUAGAUCCACGUGGAGCCGUAUGGGGAACUUCAGGUCUAUACGUUGCUGAUGCGAGUGUCUUCCCAACGGCAUCAGGUGUAAAUCCAAUGGUGACAACGAUGGCUACCGCUUACAGUAUUGCUGGCUUUAUACUGGAAGAUCUGACUGAGUAG
Kwoniella shivajii is the source of this 2169-nucleotide messenger RNA. RefSeq lists its product as uncharacterized. Gene Ontology annotation, molecular function: long-chain-alcohol oxidase activity; flavin adenine dinucleotide binding. The transcript is spliced from 9 exons. The record is from RefSeq and is a predicted model, not a curated record. NCBI's taxonomy places the organism in Eukaryota, Fungi, Basidiomycota, Tremellomycetes, Tremellales, Cryptococcaceae. The coding region runs from base 1 to 2169 and encodes 722 amino acids.